This is a messenger RNA of Hibiscus syriacus, 1010 nucleotides long. RefSeq names its product transcription factor MYB46-like. The transcript is spliced from 2 exons. The record is from RefSeq and is a predicted model, not a curated record. The coding region runs from base 1 to 774 and encodes 257 amino acids. Lineage: Eukaryota; Viridiplantae; Streptophyta; Magnoliopsida; Malvales; Malvaceae.
AUGAGGAAACCUACCAAAGGUAGCACCACCACCAUUACUAAUAAGCUUAGGAAAGGGUUGUGGUCGCCGCAGGAAGAUGAGAAGCUUAUCAACUAUAUGCUAACCAAUGGCCAGGGUUGUUGGAGCGACGUAGCUCGGAAUGCCGGCCGGCAAAGGUGCGGCAAAAGCUGCCGUCUCCGGUGGAUCAAUUACUUGAGACAUGAUCUCAAACGAGGCGCCAUUUCGCCGCAAGAGGAAGAGCUUAUCGUCCAUUUGCAUUCCAUUUUUGGCAACAGGUGGUCUCAAAUUGCUGCUCGCCAGCGCGGUCGUACCGACAACGAAAUAAAGAACUUUUGGAAUUCAACAAUAAAGAAGAGGCUCAAGAAUUUGUCGUCCACCCCCUCGCCAAACACCAGCGAUUCGUCGACGUCGGACCCCAACAAAGAUUUCGUUGCUGUCGACGGGUUCAUGUCGACGGAAGAACAAGCGAUUCUUCCCAUGUACAUCGAUUUAUUGUCGACAUCGUCCAACUCUUCCUUGCAAUCCGUGGUCUUGAAUCCCACCGGAACCAUGUUCGGCGCCACCGCUGGGUACUUUGUCGACGUGAACGGCAACGGUUUCUACAGUGAAAACGAGAUGUUCGGUGGCACCGACAACAGCGAGGAAUUAUAUAUCCCUCCUUUAGAAUCCAUUGGAGAAAGCCCUCAAACGGGAAACACAUUCGAUACAACGUCAUCUCCACCGCCGUCACCAGCACCGACAACAACAUUAACAACAACCCUUUUAGUGUCAUAAACAACAACAUCAAAUCGGAGAACAUAACUGCCGGCAGGAAUUUUUGGUUAGGGGAAGAGCUUAAAGUUGGGGAAUGGGAUUUGGAGGAUUUGAUGAAAGACGUCUCUUCCUUUCCAUUUCUUGAACCCUGCCUGUUUGAUAGUGAAAACACUACAAACAUCCUAGAUUCCGACAAUACUUACAAAACCAGCCAAAAAAAACAUUCGUAUAAGGUUGUAGGAUAGCUGAGUUUAGAA